Molecule: messenger RNA, 1955 nt
Organism: Ectocarpus sp. CCAP 1310/34
Lineage: Eukaryota; Phaeophyceae; Ectocarpales; Ectocarpaceae
Source: the annotation of a GenBank genome assembly
AUGGAGGACGAUUGCGGUGACUGGGUGACGGCCCUUUGCCCGUACGGCGCGGAUGGCUGCCCCGACACUCAAGGUGACUACGACAUCGUUAUGCCCGAGCCCAUGGACGGUACCUCCAGCGGCUACAAGAUCAUGGUAACUGAUUCCAAUGACGAGUCCAGCAUGGGCUGCUCUGGCGACUUCACCCUGGUCGCGUCCACGGAUGCACCCGCGGCUGGCGAAGUGGGAUACAGUCUCACCGUAAAUUCUCCCUCGGACGGCGACAUCGCGAUGGCCGGCGAAGUGUACACCGUUGAGUGGGACUACAAUAACGGCUUGGGCUCCUCCAAGGACCGUUUCGCGAUCGACCUUUAUACCUAUGGCACCGGCACCGGCGACUGCGGGACCUACGUGGCUACACUCUGCGACAAGCCCACUAUCGGCUGCCCCGACUCGCAGGGUGACUACGACGUGGAGAUCCCGUCGGACACCCCUGCCGGUAUGUACUCGGUCCGAGUCGGCGUCUUCUCGGACGAGAUAAUGUUCGACUGCUCGGAAGCUUUCGAGAUCGUCAACGACAGUACGGACUUGUCAAUGCGCUUGUAAGGGAAUGCCCCAUUUCUCUGCUAGGUUCCCAGUGAAAGUAGCUGGAACGAGUGAAGUCGGUUUUUGCUUCAUUGAUUGAAAGAGACUUGAGAUUGUUGGUGGUGGAAGAGGAAUUCUCGCAUUUGGUGCAGAAUCAUUUUUUUGCAUGGUAGGGUUGAACGACCGAUCGACGAGAUAGGACAAGGUCGAGGAAAAAAAGUUGUUGUUUAUUAGAUUGUCGUUAUUGUCCUUCGUUGUUUUGCCUGCCUUUUUCGUCUCCAUUUCGUUCAUGUAGCUUCUGGUGCUAGUUACCCCCUCAACACAGCCUACGUGCUUUCUUGAUCCUCUUUGCCGAUCUUCUUGUUGUGUUGGACAUGUUAAUGCUGAGGCAUCGUUCCUCCUCGACUAGAACUCUUGAGUAGCGACGAUAUGGACAGGGGGAGGGUGUCCAUGUGCGCCGUGGUGUGUUGUCUUGUUUGGAGCCGUCUUCCUUCGGUAGGCGAGAAUAUUCAAUGUUUGGGUGCCCUGUCCCCCUACAUUCGCUGUUGAAUCACUUGUAGCAUUACUGUGAGAGGAUUUCCAAGCGAUUAGGGCGUAGGGUCAUUUUCUACGAGUAUGUUUUGUGUUGGGGACGAUGGAGGUAUUUCGACGACCACCACAAGCUUUUACAACUGCAGUGCCAAAGCGCUCGAAGUCAGCAGGAAGCCAACGGUAUGAUAAGUUCUUCCGAGCGUUCGUCACUUCGUGAUAUCUUGGUCCAAGCGGUGGUCGUAAUGGCGAUCGCACAGGGUCUGUGCCUGCACGGAGUCGACAAAAUCGGAAACGAACGCGAGCUAUGCCUGGUGAUACGGUCGGGUUACGCAGGGGCGAGGAACGGAAAAGAGGCCUGCCUGCGCUUCCCGCAUCACCGGCGCAUCUAUGGUGCGCACCGAGAGUCGUGCUUUCCAAUUCUUUCCAUCGACCGGGAAUGAAUGUGGACGAGGUGCGGUCGGUUGACUCGCGCUGGCGGAUGGCUUUCUUGCUGGAAGACGACUGGCAAACGAAAAGGGCGGGUAAGAGGCUGAUGAAGCCCGCGGAACGGAUGAGAGUGGCCACUGAGGACUUCGCGGGAGUAUACAACCGUGUCGUAUGAAAGGAUUGUUACAGACCGAAAGAAACCGUGCUGAAUGGAAUGGGAAUGACGGGCGGGCAAAAAAAAAAACGACGUUGCAACGUCCGAUACGGAUAACCAACGUAAGAAACGAUUUGUACUGCGCUGCACGCGUCAUCGAUCGGGAAUGACAGGCCCGUGAGGCACCGGGGUUCGAGACAUGUUACAAUGUCUAAUGUAUAUAGAUUAAUAUGCCUAAUUUGGUUGCUUCGCCUACUUGCAGCGCGACAACUAUUAUUUC